AUGGACGACUCGGCCAAGGUCCUCUCCGAGGCCCUUAAUGUGGUCAAGGUGCAGCUGGUGCAGAUGAAAAGAUGCCUCGAUGCGGAUCAGGUCAUGGAUGCGCUCAAAAGCGCCUCCACCAUGCUCUCCGAGCUUCGCACCUCCUCGCUGUCACCAAAGAACUACUAUGAGCUCUACAUGGCCGUCUUUGAUGCGCUACGCCAUCUGUCCAUCUACCUCUAUGAUGCCCACACAACCGGCAAGCACCACCUCGCUGACCUCUACGAACUUGUGCAGUACUGCGGAAACAUCGUGCCGCGUCUCUACCUCAUGAUCACCGUUGGAAGCGUAUACAUGUCUAUACCCGACGCUCCUAUCAAGGAGAUCAUGAAGGACGUCAUGGAGAUGAGCCGUGGUGUCCAGCAUCCUACCCGAGGUCUCUUCCUUCGACACUACCUCAGCGGUGCGACGCGCGACUACCUUCCCGUCGGGCAGGACAUGGGACCUGGAGGCAACCUUCAGGACAGCAUCGGCUUCGUUCUCACCAACUUUAUCGAGAUGAACAAGCUUUGGGUCAGACUGCAGCACCAGGGUCACUCGAGGGAUCGCGAAAAGCGCGAGAUGGAACGAAAGGAGCUUCGCAUCCUCGUUGGCACCAAUCUUGUCCGUCUCAGUCAGCUCGAAGGCGUCGAUCUCGAGAUGUACCAGCGCACCAUCCUUCCAUCCAUCCUGGAACAAGUGGUCAAUUGCAAGGAUGUCAUAGCUCAAGAAUACCUCAUGGAGGUCGUCAUCCAGGUUUUUCCCGACGACUUUCAUCUGCGAACGCUCGGCCCGUUCCUUUCCGCCUGCGCAGCGUUGCAUCCCAAGGUCAACAUCAAGCAAAUCGUCAUUGCCCUGAUCGAUCGUCUUGCCGCUUACGCAGCCCGCGAAGCCGAGAACGACAGUCCAGAAGAGAUCAAGAGGCAAGAAGAGGAGGCGAGUCGGCGUCUUGCGGAAAAGACGCGACAGAUGCGGAUGACAGGCCAAAGUGCAGGCCCUGGCUCCGUCUGGGACGAGGUCACCGCCCAGGGGGACCCCAAAGCCAAGGCUGCCGACAUCGCCGAGCCGGCAUCACCGACCGCUGCGGAUCUCAGCUCGAUGCCACCGCCACCUGUGGAGCCUAGCGGAUUCGGCAUGGCUUCCGCCGACCGAGACUCUGCUGCUGCACCUAACGUCGCAACUCACAGCUCCGAAGAGCCCGUCUUUCGCAGCGUGCCCGAAGGGCUCGACGAAGAUGCCUGGGGAUCGGGAGGCGCUAGUGGCGCCGGAGCAGCUUCCACUGCAGCUUCCAGCACGUGGGCAUCCCAGACCGACGACGGUACCGAGGCGAGUAGUGCUCAGCUCACCUCUGACACCGCUGUCACAUCGACGGAAGCUGGCGCAGCCAAGGAUGAGCACAACGCUCGCGCUCAAGAGUUCCCUUCAGCCGGCUUUAGCACCGAAACGCAGACCAACGGCGAAGCCGAGAAGAAGGCAGCACCAACACAACCGCAAGCGCCUCGCCCUACGGCGGUAUCCGAAAAGCCCAUCGGCAAGUUCCGUGGCAUUCCAGAGGACGUCCGUCUCUUCGAGGUCUUCUGGGAGCAGAUUGUUCAACUCAUCCGCGCGCGGCCCGACCUCUCGAUCCAAGACAUCACAGCGCUGCUCGUCUCGCUCGCCAAUCUUUCGCUCAGCUGUUACCCAGACAAGCUUGAGUAUGUCGACCAGGUGCUUGCAUUUGCACGCGAAAAGGUCGUCGAAUUCGAACAGAGCCCAGACUUGCACAGCCCAGCUACCACGAACAACCUCAACUCACUGCUGCUCUCGCCCAUCAACUCCUAUCUCACUGUCCUGACGCUGCUGGCCUUGCCGUCGUAUCUGUCCCUGCUGUCGGUGCAACCGUAUACGACGCGCAAAUCCAUUGCACAGGCUGUCGUCAUGUCGGUGCUGCGCAACGAGACGGUCAUGUCAACGCCUGAGGACGUCAGCGGCGUGCUCGAUCUAUGCAGCCCCAUCAUUCGCGAUCACAAGGAUGCAGUCAUGGGUGGCAUGCCUCAUGGCGGCAUCCACAUGGGCGCAGGAGGCAGCGGCCAAGGUGGCUACGGCGGUGCGUACGGUCACUAUUCCGCCGGCGAUCCGAGGAUGGCUCAGGGCAUGUACGGCGCGGGAGCACGCGGCAUGGGUCGCCAACACAUGAUGCAGUACGACAUGGAAGAGAUGGCUGAAGAGCAAGGGUGGAUCGCGCGCAUGAUCCACCUCUUCCGGGCGGACGAGCUGGAGACACAGUUCAGCCUGCUACAGACCGCACGCAGGCACUUUGUCGACGGCGGCGAACGCAUCAAGUUUACGCUGCCACCGCUCAUCACCUCGGCCAUCAAGCUCGCACGGCGCUACAAGCUGCGCGAAAGCAAGGAGCCCAACUGGGAGACCAAGAUGCUGACCCUGUACAAGUUCAUUCACCAGGUCAUCUCGAUCCUCUACAACAAGGUCGAGUCAUCCGACAUUUGCCUCCGUCUCUUCCUGCUCGCCGCACAGUCCGCCGACGAGAGCGGCUUCGAAGAGCUUGCGUACGAAUUCUACGUACAGGCGUUCACAAUCUACGAGGAGUCGAUCUCCGAGUCGCGCGCACAGCUCCACGCCAUCGGACUGAUCAUCAGCACGCUGCAAACGGCUCGGGUCUUCGGCACCGACAACUACGACACGCUCAUCACCAAGGCAGCACUGCACGGUGCUAAGCUGCUGAAGAAGCCGCAUCAGGCUGCUGCGGUCAUGAUGGCGAGUCAUCUGUGGUGGCAGACCGAAGUUCCUGGCCAUCCUUCCGGACUUGCCACCAGUUCGUCCUCUGCUACCGGCAACACGGCUGCCAAUAGCAGCGUUGCUGCGAGCGGAAGUUCUGCCAAUGGAGCCGCCAGCGGCGCCAAGGAGAGCAAGCCUAUCCUGCUCAAGGACGGCAAGCGUGUGCUCGAGUGUCUGCAAAAGUCGCUGCGCAUCGCAAACAGCUGCAUCGACGAACGCAGCACCGUCGAGAUCUUUUGCUCCGCGCUGGAUCAGUACCUCUACUACUUUGAGCAGCAGGUGGAAGCGGUUGCGCCCAAGUACAUCAACUCUCUCGUCGAGCUGAUCUCGAAUGGACUGGAUUCGCUCAUGACGGCAGAGGCAGACGGAGCGCAUGGCGGAGGAGCGGCAGGUGGAGCAGCACCUGCGACUUCGCAUCCUGCCAUUGUGGGAGGUGGAUUUUUGGAGCUCCCCACGACACCGGAUAGCUGUUUGCGACACUUCCGGUCUCAACUCCAGUACAUCAAGACGAGGAAGGAGGCGGCGGCGCUUGCGCUUGCGAACGCGAAUCCGCAGGCGGCGGGUGCUGAUGCGGGCUCUGCGUCUGCCUCGACGGGCGCUGAUUGGGGUGCUGUUCAGAUCGGACCUAGUCUCACAAAGUUUGGACUCAAGUAG
Pseudozyma hubeiensis SY62 is the source of this 3447-nucleotide messenger RNA. RefSeq names its product vacuolar protein sorting-associated protein 35. Gene Ontology annotation, biological process: intracellular protein transport; retrograde transport, endosome to Golgi. NCBI's taxonomy places the organism in Eukaryota, Fungi, Basidiomycota, Ustilaginomycetes, Ustilaginales, Ustilaginaceae. Gene Ontology annotation, cellular component: retromer complex; retromer, cargo-selective complex; late endosome. The transcript has 2 exons. The record is from RefSeq and is a predicted model, not a curated record. Bases 1 to 3447 code for a protein of 1148 amino acids.